This is a messenger RNA of Haliotis rubra (blacklip abalone), 561 nucleotides long. RefSeq lists its product as uncharacterized. Gene Ontology annotation, molecular function: DNA binding. The coding region runs from base 1 to 561 and encodes 186 amino acids. Gene Ontology annotation, biological process: DNA transposition; DNA integration. The record is from RefSeq and is a predicted model, not a curated record. NCBI's taxonomy places the organism in Eukaryota, Metazoa, Mollusca, Gastropoda, Lepetellida, Haliotidae. The transcript has a single exon.
AUGCCGAGAUUGACAGCGCAGCAGCGAGAAAGAGCAUUGGGAAUGUUGGAGAUGGGCGCCACUCACGACCACGUCGCUCAAACCCUCGGCUGUCACCGCGUAACAGUGUCCAGACUCGUCCAACGAUAUCGCCAGACUGGCCAGACUACUGAUAGACCCAGAACUGGCCGACCCAGGGUUACAACACCACGCGAGGACCGGUACCUGCGCACAUUGCACUUGCGCAACCGUUUCCUGACGGUGACGUCAUCGGCGGCGUUGGCGUUAGGUCGUCGUGUCAGUCGACACACAGUGACCAGGCGGCUUAGAGCUUUUGGCAUCAGGGCUUACAGACCGUUCCGGGGACAGCGGCUGACCCAGGCACAUCGACAGAGACGACUGGAGUGGGUACGGCGAGUACUACGAUGGCAGCGACGUCAAUGGCAGCGAGUGCUCUUUAGCGACGAGAGCAGAUUUUCUUGUACCGAAACGAUGGCAGGGCACGGGUUUAUCGUCGUACUGGAGAACGACAGGCCGCCUGUUGCGUUCAGGAGGUCGUUCCCUAUGGAAUGGGAAGUGUGA